AUGGGGUUUAAGAUAGGGAAUGCAUAUACUACGUCAGAAAUAAAAAAACAUAGGAAAGAAAGAAACAAAAGGCUUCUUUUAGAGGUAUAUGGACUGACAACAGACCAGAACUUAUCGAAGGACGGUGCCGGAAGGUAUAUAUGUGUGGUCUGCAAAACCAAGCAUCUAACAGAAAUGAGCUAUGUGAGGCAUAGGGAAGGAAAGAAACACAAGGAGAAGCUCUCGGGCAAGAGCGAAGCCAAGUCCAACAUUCCUUCACAUAGUGUGCGAUGCUUAGUUGAGGGGGAUAAAAAGGGAUACGGCAUUACUAUUGAUUACAAGCUCGCUAAAGAAAUGCCGCAGUUCCGCUUUGUAAGUAGUCUCGAGCAAGCCGUUGAGGAGUAUGACGAGUGCUCUAAAUAUCUUGUAUUUAUAUGCAGGCCGUACGAGAACAUCGGUUUCAAGUUUGAGAACAAGGAAAUAGAUAAGAGUUCUAUUUAUGAAGAUAUCGACGAUGAGACGGGUGCAUAUACAUUCCACUUUUAUUUUUUUGAGGGCUCAUGA
This is a messenger RNA of Encephalitozoon hellem ATCC 50504, 543 nucleotides long. RefSeq names its product splicing factor 3a subunit 2. Gene Ontology annotation, cellular component: U2-type prespliceosome; catalytic step 2 spliceosome; U2 snRNP. The transcript has a single exon. Gene Ontology annotation, biological process: spliceosomal complex assembly. Lineage: Eukaryota; Fungi; Microsporidia; Unikaryonidae. The coding region runs from base 1 to 543 and encodes 180 amino acids. The record is from RefSeq and is a predicted model, not a curated record.